Molecule: messenger RNA, 1962 nt
Organism: Seminavis robusta
Lineage: Eukaryota; Bacillariophyta; Bacillariophyceae; Naviculales; Naviculaceae
Source: the annotation of a GenBank genome assembly
AUGAGCAUCGAUAGUCACCAGAGCAGCGUAUCUCAUGUCUGGUUCUGGACCAUUCUAUUGCUUUGUGGUCUAGGCGGUCGAAUGAUCCGCCGACAACGUACCGGUACAGCUAACCGAUUGGUCCAUGCUCAGCCGGGUCUUCAUGUUCACGCACUUCAAUACAGUCAAAGUUUCGAACAAAAUACUUCUUCAGGGGAGGAUCGGUCUUUGAGGAGUGGGGAAAGCGCAGCAACGCCGGUGACAUCCAAUCUCUCGAAAGCAGAGACGGCCGCAGAUGACAACGCUACUUUAAGCGAAAACGGCAGCACAGGCCAAGCUAGACACGGAAUUGGUCCUCCAACAAGAGACAACAAUGGCCUGGAACCCACUCAAAUGGUACCAGGAGUGGCGGUCCCUGACGCAAUAACAAUUCGCAGCAACGACAUGGAACGUCUUGGGAACGAAGCAUUUUUAGUGCUUGCCACUGAUACACGUACUCCCAGACGAUGCAACGUCGGCAGGGAACAAUAUUACGAGACAGAAGAGGCCGUAGAAACAGCCCCGACAGAGGAGCAAAGAAGCCUUCUCACCGUCAUUGCGCUCCUAGCCCUUUCGGGAGGCGGUGUAUCGGCAAAAGAGAACGUGCGAGGCACUCUGCCCGUAGACAGCCAGAGCUCGGAAACAGAAAAGCUUGACUUGCACGACCAUGCAACUAUAAUCUCGAUGGCCAACGCACAAAGUGAAAGAGACACUACUGAGUCUAGUAUACUUGAAUGUGGGACAUCAAUGCCGGUGAAAGGAAGGGUCCAAUAUAAUUCGGAUGAGGAGCAACAGGAAGUUCUGACUGCCACUAAUGACCAUGGAAAUUUGAUCUGUACGAUGAACAGUCGAAGUGACAACGACAUGGAUACCAGUGGGGGUGACGGCGCGAAUAGCCCAGUUGACACUCUGUUCUUGGCUUCGAGCAUUGAAACAAACCCAUCGGUCGGAAGCACCAAAUAUGACAAUUAUCGUUUUGCUUCUAAUGACGAGGCUGAUAAAUCUUUGACAAGCUGGAGAGGCAGGAAUGCAAGCUACCUUUACGAACUUGAGAAUGAAGUUCUUGAAGCUGGAAAUCGGAUUGACGAAUCAUUAAAGGAAGUCUUGAACAUGUUUGAGGAAUCCCUGAAGCCGCCUAGUGAGGUGUACACGCAAGUUGAAGAGGAAUUGAGUUUUGCUGCAUCGGAUCUGUCGUUACACACGAAUAAGCUGAGUGUCAAGGGUUGCCAUGAAAGUGACACAGAAACUACCGGGCCUGAUGUUUUCUUUGAGUGCAACCCGGCAAUGCAAGGGGAACACGAACCUGCUGCAAUUGAGGCACCCAGUUUGUGGAAUUAUGAGGCAACCGUGUGUAUCUCUGCUCCUGAUACUUGUGACAUGAUACUAACGCUCUUGCGCAUGUCGGUAGCGUUGGCAACCCAGAUUGAUAGGUCAAUGCAAGAAGUAAUGAAUAUGUCUGCCACCCAGUCGCUGAAAGGGGGUGAUAGGCACAGCGAUCGUGAAGAGGACGUGAGCCUUACUGAUUCAUCUCUCUUCUUUCCCACGUUGGGGACACCCCAUCAAAGUGCUCCUGGGCCUGCUUUUGAAGGAGUCCAAUGGUGCAAUGAAGAGCCAGCACCAGUUCGCUCCUUGGCCGUGGGAGGAACUGGAUUCAAAGGAGACGAAUGGGGAGCUAUGACGCAGGGGGCGUACUCGUUUUGCUGCAAUCAAGGAACGGAUGGAACGAGUUACACGGGUGAUGGCAUGACACCUAUUGAUUCCGCACUGUCAUUUGAUGGUGCGGAACAAUUGGCGAUUCAAAAUGUUACGCACUUUUCCUGGGACACAUUUGGAGCGGAAUUUGUUGCACCAGAGUUGGCAAAGGAUUACUCAAACGGCCGUCCGUGGUAUGGCAGCAAAGGUAUCGUAGAGAAAUGGGCAGACUGGAUUGUUCAGCACGCGUAG